Solanum dulcamara is the source of this 1324-nucleotide messenger RNA. RefSeq lists its product as uncharacterized. Lineage: Eukaryota; Viridiplantae; Streptophyta; Magnoliopsida; Solanales; Solanaceae. The record is from RefSeq and is a predicted model, not a curated record. The transcript is spliced from 2 exons. Bases 326 to 844 code for a protein of 172 amino acids.
AUUUUUUUUUGUGGAGCACAAAAAAUAAUAUCACUUUUGUCUCUUUUUCUUCACUUUGAUUUUCUCUCUGUUUUUUGAGUCCAUAAACUGAUUGAGAUUUGAGACAUAGAAAAGAAUUGAAGAGAAUUUUUUGAAGUUUUCUGUGUUUUUUAUUUUCUCUCUUUAUGGAUACGUAUUGUGUUCAUGAGGUAAAAAGCAAAGAGGAAGGCGAGUGGGAGAAAGAAAGAUAGAAAAGGAUUCCUUAUAAGCAAAAGAAAAAGGAAUAAUUAUAAUUUCCAAAACUUCUCUGCAUAAAUUUAUUGGUUAUACUGAUUGAAGAUUAGGGAUGUCGAUAAUCAGCGAUGCAAUUGUGAUGAAUGCGGCUGAGGCACAAACAGUUAAAGCAAAACUUACAGCGCCGAUUGAUGUUGAUUUCGCCAAAUGCGACUGCUGUGGAUUGACGGAGGAAUGUACUCUGUCGUAUAUAGAAACAAUCCGGCAGAGGUACCAAGGGAAGUGGAUUUGUGGAUUGUGUGCGGAGGCAAUCAAGGACGAGAUCAUUCGAUGUGAGAUGUUGAUUACUGCGGAAGAGGCAUUGAAUCGUCACCUCAAUUUCUGUAAGAGUUUCAGUUCGUCUAGCCCGCCAUUGAAUCCGACUGUUCACUUAAUUGCUGCAAUGAGGCAGAUUGUGAGGCGGAGUUUGGAAUCUCCGAAAUUGCUUAGGUCGAUGUCUAGUAACCCGGCGGAGAUUAGCGGAGAGAUGAAGCAUGCAGUGAUUGUUAGAUCGGAAAGUUGUAUCCCUGCACUUUCUUUGGUGGAUUCGAGUUCGUUUCAUGCCAUGGGAUUGGAUGGAGGUUGUGAAUGAAACAAAACAGAGCAAAUGGCAGUUUGUUUUAUGGAAUGGAAUAGUACUUGCUCUAAGUUAACUGCUGGUCACGGUUUUCAAUUGUAAUAUUUACUACUUGUCCAACAGAUUUUGCAGUUUUGAUUAGCUUUCCUUAUGUAUCUUGUAAAUAUUUAUUUAUGCGAAGCCGUCUUUUAGCUUACAAGUUAUAAUCUUGCCUCUCUUGAAAUUUGUGUAUCUCACUAUGAAUCUUGGUUCUAAUGUAUAAAGGAGUUGUGCCGAUGCACCAAUGAGGAGGUGUGAGAGAUGGACAUGGCACACUUUCGAGGAUAUGAUUUGAGGUUGAUGCUUAUGGUAGAAGUUUUGUAGGGAGCAGCAUGUUGUAGCUCUUUUUUGUGGGAGAGACAGGGAGCUAGUGUUCUCUUCUCUUUUUCUCAUUAUUACUAUUUAGUACUUGCCUAGUAUCUUUUAGUUCGUUUUCUACUGUUACCUAUUGAUUCA